UCCUCUUUGGAUAGGUUUCUUAUGGUGUGGAAGCUGAAGACACAAUGCAGAGCUUAUAAAUUUGUAGGCCAUGUGGAAGCGGUGACCAGCGUACUGUUCUCACCAGAUGGGCAGCUACUUGCUUCAGCUUCUCAAGAUCGUACUGUCAGACUAUGGAUUCCUUGCAUUCAUGGAGAAUCAUCAGUACUGAAAGGUCAUACAGCAUCUGUUCGUAGCGUGAGCUUCUCACAUGAUGGUCAUUUUCUAGUUUCAGCAUCCAAUGAUAAAUCAAUAAAAAUAUGGAGUGUUCGUCAUCAGCGCCUUUUGUUUUCCUUAUUCCAACACACUCAUUGGGUUUGCUGUGCCAAAUUUUCACCUGAUGGAAGAUUAAUAGCAUCUUGCAGUGAGGAUAAAUCUGUGAAGAUCUGGGAUACGAGAAAUAAAACUUGUAUUGAUAGCUUCUCAGAUUAUGAAGGAUCUGCAAAUUUUGUGGAUUUCAACCCAAGUGGUACAUGUAUAGCUUCUGCAGGUUCCAAUCACACGGUGAAACUGUGGGAUAUUCGAAUGAACAAGCUACUGCAGCAUUACAAAGUUCACAGAGCAGGGGUUAAUUGUGUAUCAUUCCAUCCUUCUGGUAACUAUCUCAUCACUGCUUCUACUGAUGGUACCCUUAAGAUUUUGGACCUCUUAGAAGGAAGACUUAUUUACACUCUUCAUGGACACAAGGGACCUGUACUUUCUGUGGCUUUUUCAAAAGGUGGUGAAAAAUUUGCCUCAGGUGGAGCAGCUGCUCAGGUAUUACUGUGGAAAACCAACUUUGAUUCAUUUGAUUAUAAAGAAGUUCUUAAAAACCAUAUUAGAAGAACACAUAUUGAUGAUCCUCCUCAUCUUCUUGAUAUUUACCCAAAGUCACCUCAUCUCCAUGAUGAAAAACUUCAGUCAGUUGAGGUCAACCCUACCUUUGAUGUGACUAAUACACAAACACUUGACCCACCCGUCAUAGAGAUUAGUUCCUCUUCAUCUUUCAGUGCUCCAGAUGAUGUCAGCAGUGAAGAUCUGCAGUAUCCCCCUGCUUCAGCCUUGGCAACAAGUUCAAAAAGGAAGUCAGAGAAUGAGAGCGAAUCAGCUGUGCUUAAUGUGGACAAGGAAACAGGCAUCUCCCCCUCCCUGGGUAAUGCUUUGGAGCACAUUGUGGAGCAGCUGGAUGUUUUAACUCUAACUAUUUCAAUCCUGGAACAACGUCUGACUUUGACUGAAGAUAAAUUGAAAGAAUGCUUAGAAAAUCAGCAAAAACUUCAGGGAAGACAGGAAGAAUAA
This is a messenger RNA of Leptosomus discolor (cuckoo roller), 1296 nucleotides long. The record is from RefSeq and is a predicted model, not a curated record. NCBI's taxonomy places the organism in Eukaryota, Metazoa, Chordata, Aves, Leptosomiformes, Leptosomidae.